AUGUCCUUCCAACCGCCACAGCGCAACCCAUCACUCUCCCCGCACCGACCCCUCGAAAGCAACUACUGGCGCGCGAGUCGCAGCCCAGGACCCGGACCAAACAGACUACCGGGAUAUGGGUUAUCCCAAUCACCAGGGUUAACCAGCAACGUGGGUGGGUUUUUCUCGGGUGAGCGCACGCUCCCGAUGUACAAGGACAAGCCUUAUUUCGCGCCGCGGCGCACGGGUCCGAGGCUGAGGCGGAGGAGGAUCCUGUACGCUGGGGUGUGUCUGGUUUUCGUCGUGUUUCUUUGGUGUUAUUUUGUGGGGUAUGGGGUGGAUGUAUCUAGGUCGAAAGUGGCGACUAGUGAUCCCGGAGCGGACUUGUGGAAAUGGAUUGAGAGUUUGGAUGCUGAGUCGGGGUCGGAGAAGGAUGUCGAUUGGGAUGCGAGGAGGGAGAAGGUUAGGGAGGUGCUCAUGGUUAGCUGGGAUGGCUACGAGAAUCAUGCGUGGGGACGAGACGAAUACUACCCCGUAUCCAAAACAGGCCGAGACAUGAUCCACGGCGGCAUGGGCUGGACGAUCGUCGACGCGCUCGACACGCUCAUGAUCAUGAAUCUCACCUCGCGCGUUCAACACGCACGGAGCUGGAUCCACAACUCCCUGCAAUACGACCAGGAUCACGACGUGAGCAUGUUCGAGACCACGAUCCGCAUGCUGGGCGGGCUUCUCUCCGCACACUACCUCUCCACCACGUAUCCGGAUCUCGCUCCGAUCACAGACGACGACGCGGGAGCUGCAGGCGAGGACCUGUACAUCGAGAAGGCGACCGACCUGGCGGAUCGACUGAUGGGUGCGUUUGAGAGCGCGUCGGGGGUGCCCUAUGCGAGCGUCAACCUCCAUGACUCGAAGGCAAUCCCGUCGCACGCCGAUAAUGGCGCGUCGUCUACGGCUGAGGCGACAAGUUUGCAGCUGGAGUUCAAGUAUCUGGCGAAGCUGACCGGCGAGGCGGAAUUCUGGCGCGCUGCUGAAAAGGUGAUGCAAGUGGUGGAUGCGCAGAAGGCUGAAGAUGGCCUGCUCCCUAUAUUCCUCUACCCUGAGACUGGAGAUUUCAAGGGUGAACAGAUUCGUCUGGGGAGUCGUGGCGACUCCUACUACGAAUACCUCAUCAAGCAAUACCUCCAAACAGGCGAAGACAUCUACAAAGAGAUGUGGGAUGAGUCCCUCCUCGGCAUCCGCAAAAACCUGAUCACAUACUCCAAAGACGCCCACCUAACAGUCCUAGCGGAGCUGCCCUCCGGUGUCAGCGGACCCCUCUACCCCAAGAUGGACCACCUAGCUUGCUUCCUCCCCGGAUCCAUCGCCCUCGGCGCAACAGGCGGGCAGCCCCUCUCCGAAGCCAAAAAGUCCCCCACCUGGACCCAGCGCCAAGACGAAGAGAUCCUUCUCUCCAAGGAACUCAUGAAAACAUGCUGGGCGACAUACCUCGCCACGAAGAGCGGACUCGCCCCGGAGAUCACCUACUUCAAGCUCGACGAGCCGCCCAUCAUGGAAAAAGACAUGUAUCCAGACUCCACCCUGACAACAGGAAACCGCAAAUCCACCGGAAAGGACCUGCCCCUAAAGUCCAAACCCCUCCAGCCCCAGCACAGCGGGGAAGACCCAGCGUGGAAAUCCGACCUCAACAUCCACCAACAAGACCGCCACAACCUCCAACGGCCCGAGACCGUCGAAUCCCUCUUCUACAUGUACCGCAUCACCGGAGAUGACACCUAUCGCCAAUGGGGAUGGGAAAUGUUCAAGUCCUUCGUGCGGCACACAGCCGUCGUCGAAGACGACACCGACUCUCCCCCAUCCGACUCUUCCACCACUGGAGGCAAGACAAAGAACCCUCGCGUGGUCGGCUUCACAUCCCUCAACAACGCCGACACGAUCCCGACCUCCAAGCGCGACAACAUGGAAAGCUUCUGGAUGGCGGAGACGCUCAAGUACAUGUAUCUGCUGUUCUCGGAGAGGGAUUUCCUCCCGCUGGAGGAGAAUAUCUUUAACACGGAGGCGCAUCCGAUGCCGAGAUUUGUGCCGGGUGGGGAGUUGAAGACGGGGUGGGAGAGGGCGAGGAAGGUGGUGGGGGUGAAGCAGACGGGUGGGGGAGAAGAUAGUGCUGGGGGGGAUCGUGCUGGGGGGAAUUGA
Messenger RNA from Aspergillus candidus, 2169 nucleotides. Its product is annotated as glycoside hydrolase family 47 protein. Gene Ontology annotation, cellular component: endoplasmic reticulum; membrane. The record is from RefSeq and is a predicted model, not a curated record. Gene Ontology annotation, molecular function: calcium ion binding; mannosyl-oligosaccharide 1,2-alpha-mannosidase activity. The transcript is spliced from 3 exons. Gene Ontology annotation, biological process: carbohydrate metabolic process; N-glycan processing. Lineage: Eukaryota; Fungi; Ascomycota; Eurotiomycetes; Eurotiales; Aspergillaceae. The coding region runs from base 1 to 2169 and encodes 722 amino acids.